AGAUACGACCCACGCGAUUUUCUUGACGAUUUCCUGAUGGCUGAGGGUCAACCUCCGGAGCCGAACGUUCAGUUACUUGUCGAUCCUGUAGAGCCAGUCGUGAAUCCACCAGUCGUGAACCCGCUAGUUGUGAAUCCGCCGGUUGUGAAUCCACCGGAUGGCAACCAGAAUGUUAAUGUCGCUCAGCCUCAGGAACUGGAGGUAGCCCUUGUAGAACCAGACAUAUGCAAAACCUAUGCUCAUGGUAUUUGUUUACUAUGUUGGACUAUGUUUCAGCUAUGUUAUGUUCACUACUGCCUAUGUAUUAACUAUGUAACACACCAAACAACAUAGUCCAAAGUAUGCAAAAUCUAUGUUGAAACUAUGUUUAGGCUAUUUGAAAAGCACAUAGCUUUUGAAUACCUAUGCAAAUACCAUUCAAAAUCUUUUCAUAGUCUUGACAUAGCUAUGUAUUUACUAUGCAAUAGAAAGUUCUGCUUUUCCUUCCGAUUAGCAUCCUAUGUAUUCACUAUGCAUCAAAGUAAAAUAGCUUUUACAUAGCAUUUCGAUCUUCACUUUUAUUUCCAACAAGUUUCUUAGCUUUUACAUAGUGCUAUGUAUAUUCUAUGCUAUGUGAUGAAACAUAUUUGCAGCCUAUGUAUUCACUAUGUGACAUUUUCAGUUAGCUUUAUCACGAGAUAAAGGCUACAUAGCUUUUACGUAAACAUAUUUUUUCCUAUGUCACUUAUAUGAAAAAUAUAUGUAGUCUAUGCGUUUCCUAUGUGAUAUUCCAACAUAGCUUUUAAGUGACUAGGCAUGUUGAUGGUAGCGCUUACAGAAGGCUAAGCAUACUUCCAAAGUAAAAAGCAGUGUUUUAAACUAAAACACUGAAAAAUCAUGUACUACAAUUUUUUUUUAUGCUUGCAGAUAGUUUCUUAGUGAGAAGACUUUUGUUAAGCAUUGAAUCGCUACAUCCAUCAUCCCUGUCUUAACUUUCCUUUCUAGCUUUUCCCUAGAGUUCUUCACUUGAAAUGGUACUUCCAUGUAUCAUUUUCUUCUUUUACAUUGGGUUCGAUCCUUCGUCUUGAUUGUGGACGUCUCCUGAAUAUAACUGCAUGGUCAAAACUGCGAAACGCUACCUGCCUCAGUGGAUGUUUGUCAGCCAUUUUGUUUCCACUAGUUCCCAGGGAAGUCCGUGAGUUCAACGCAUGCGUAUUUUGGCGUUUUAUCGUCACGUGGGCCUUUUCAACCAAUGAAAAGGUGUGAAAAUUGUCUGUUUCCACGCGGGCGCUUUCAAGUCAAAGAAGACGAGCUGUAAGCGUGCGUCUUUACAAGAAGACGCUUCUUUUUACUUCAAUUUGCAGUCUUUUUCCUGCCAGGUUCAACAAAAAGUAUUCCUAACGUUGGUAAGUGAUAUUUUUCUCAAUUAAGUUUCGAUUUGCCUGUGUUGUCUCCCCUUUUCGCGUAUCUGAACAAGGAUCGGUCGAUCACGCUUUGAUACUCCUUCGUUGCAAUUCUAAAACGUCAGGUUGUUUUUAUGUUCAUUUGCCUUAAAAUCUCCACUUUUCUGUUUGCAGAUACUUAUUCGUUGCAGUCAAAAGGAAACUGUAUGGCACUGAAGAGCACGACAUCAGCAAAAAGUCUACACGAUAAGCAAACUUAAACUUGGGGUUUCGAUUCUGAAACUUCUAUGAAAAUACUGCAUUUGUGUUACUAUUAGUGUUCGUGGUAUUAUAUUGCCAUAGUUUUUCAAUUUUUCGUUUCAAAACCUAUUUCUUACUAAUGUAAAAGGUAUUCUAAUUCAUAUUUUUAUACUAUUUUUACUAUUUUGGUGAUUUUUACGAACGUAUUUUAAACACUACAUUAAUUUGCUUAAGCAGAUCGAAACCUACAUACAUAAGAGACUAUGUCAAUUCUAUGUAAUUUCUGUUUGAACUCUAGUUAAAGCUUGUGUAUGUGAUAUGUUUUACCUAUUCAAAUACCAUUAAAAUCCUAUUUCAAACCUAUGCAAAGACUAUUUGUUCUGUGUUUUCCCUAUUUUAAUGCUAUGCAAAGUAUAUGUCACCUUUAGAAAGGCUAUGUUUUUCAUACGUUUUUUCUAUUUCUAGGCUAUCUAAAUUCUAAGCAAACCCUAUUCAAAAGCUAUUUAAUCAACUGUUCCCUGUUCCAUUUUACUAUGUAAACUCUAUUUCAGUCCUAUGUGAAGGCUAUUUAUUUUCUAUGAUUUUUCUAUGAGGUUGACUAUGAAGUCUAAAAUCUCUUUCCACAAGCUAAGUAAACUGUAUGUAUAGGCUAUGUGGAAACUAUGUCAUUUCUUCCUUUAUUCCUACCUUUAAAAACUGCAUAGCUUUUAAGUAGGUUCCGUUUGACUAGCGAAAACAUAGCAUUUUCGAUACAAAAAACAUAGUCCUGGCAUAGAAACAACAUAGGAUCUGGUUAAAGCAAUGUAUGAGUGCAGUGAUUGCAUAGCUUUGUGACAUAGCAUUUGCAUAGAUUCUACAUAGUGUCUGAUUCUACUAGGGAGUUCUCUUUUAGUUGUUAUGAAUUUUUUCGUGGCAUAUUUCUCUUGUCUGUCGUAUCUUUCAGGUUCUUCACACAGCAUGGUGGAGAGAAUAACGGAGAGCUUUUUUUUUUUUUUGGCCCGAUCGCGGCCUGUUAUUGAAAUCUUUUCGGAAGAUUGUCGGGCUAUUCCGCGUGGCUAGUUAACGAACUAUCGUUCGGCGUCUGGCUUGUGGCUGGAUGAACGCCGUGGAUUCGCUUAUUUUGUAUUUCUUUCGGCCUAUGUGGUCGUUGGAUGGUUACAAAACCGUACGAGCGAGGUGGCCGAUUUGUUCGGCGGUGGCUAGUUGACGGAUUAGCGGUCGGCGUCUGGCUCUUGGCUAGAGGAACGCCGUGGACUCACUUGUUUGUAUUUUCUUCGGCCUUUGUGGUCGUUCGAUGGUUACAAACCGUACAGGCGAGGUGGCCGAUUUGUUCGGCGGUGCUUGGUUGACGGACCAGCGUUGGGUGUUUAGCUUUUAGCUAGAGGAACGCUGUGGACUCGCUUAUUGUACAAGCGACGUGGCCGUUUUGUUCGGCGGUGACAUCUAGCUUUUGGCUAGAGAGACGCCGUGAAUUCGCUUAUUUGUAUUUCCUUCAGCCUUUUUGCGGUCGUGGGAUGGUUACAAAUGGUGGCAGCGAGGUGUCAUUUGUGUUUUGUCUUUUCCUUCGGCUGAUGUGGCCUUUGGAUGUUUGUUAUGAGUUAUGAUAAUGGGUCAUCGUUAAUUGUUGAACGUUGCUAGGUCGUCUUACUUGUAUUUUCUCCUUUGGCUGUGCCUGCCGAAGGAUGUUUAUACAUGGUAACGCGAGAAGUUACGUGAUGUUUUUUUUUUUUUUUUUUUCACGAGGCCUGUAAUGAGGUUUUUUUUUAUGCAUAACACUAAGUGCUUCGCACAUUGAGGUGGGCGGUGAUUAAGAGUCUCUUUGUUCCUUUGCAGCGAUUGCGUGAGGAGGUGAGACAGUUAAAGCAGUCAGUGGAGGCAGUAACCAACGCGUCGCCUGAGAAGCUCAUGGAACAGAUCUUGGCUUAUGCUUCCCGCCCGUUGACAGAGUUUAACAAGUAUGAGGUGCUUGAGCUGUUGGAGACUCCGCAUAACAAGGCCGGUGACAGUAAUCUUGACAGGAAGAACUACUAUCGGCUCGUUCAUCAGUCGGCGAGGGAAAAGGUGGAGUUGUCGAAGGACCACUUCAAGGACCUUGUUAUGCGCCUAUUAGGAGACAAGGACCACGAGAGGGUCCUGGAUAUCGUUUCUAAAGUAGAAAAGAAGUCAAAUCGCAAGAAGCCUCAAGCGAACGACAACAGGGGUGCUGGUGUGGCAUGUCCGUCUCGUCUAUUUUCUUUGCGAUGUUAUUUUUGUCAUAGGCGAGGUCAUAUCAAAGCUGAUUGUCCUGACUUGAAGUCCAAGCAGAGGAAAACGGAUCCCAAAUCAGACAAGUAGCUUGUGUUUAGAUCUCGUUAGUUCGCACCGGUGUUAUAGGUUGAAGGCCGCCUGGACAAGGCUGUGUGUUGUAAUAUUGCUUAAUUCUUUGCGAUAAUAAACAAACUUUUGUGUGUAUUGAAUCAAUCUAGUGCAUAUUUUACUCUGUCUAUUUUGUCAACAUAGUUAUAACGACUUUGAAAAAGGGGUAUCCUUGAGACAAGGGCCCUCCAGCCUCGCUGGUCUUAGCUGUUAUUUCUCUGCUGACUUUGACGGGGAUGAUUUUAAUAUGGUCUUAGAUUUUUCGGCGAUUCAGUGUCUAAAGGCGUCUUCACUACCCCUUUUUCCUAGGGAAACAUGUGGUGUUGGGAAAAAUCUGACUCCUUUGAUCUUCGACUUCAGGAGUUACAAGGCAAAGAAAUUGAGCUUCCAAUGUCCUGGGUCGAUUGUUUCGGUAACUCCGUCGAGGUCAGUGGAGAAGUGACAGCCUGUGACCGUGUUAGAUUACAGAGAAUACAGAGGGGAGAGUUAAUUGGUGAUAUUUCGGAGUUAUUGUUCCGUGACCCACAUUGUUUUCGAGCUGGAGAAUUGCAUAACCAUUUUGAGUAUUGGCAGUACAUUGCGCGAGAUAGCUCGUCACCCCAACAGGCACAGAUUCUUGGGUGGAUAAGGGACAAGGUCUCGAUUAAGCCGUUUUUCAAGCAUUUUAAAGGAAGUUUUAAAGGAGAAUUGUUCGAUUCAGACGAGCCUCCGAUGAAGGUGUUCAAGAACAAUGCCUCUUGCAAGCCCUUUGUGUCAUUUGUGGAGGAAACGUUAGUUGCACGCUUGAGAUCUGGAGCUAUUUCGCUGUUGGGGAGAGUGGGUGAGGUUGACCCUCCAUUUAUUGUUCUUCCCCUUACAGUUGAGCCAACAAAGCCA
Molecule: messenger RNA, 4853 nt
Organism: Porites lobata
Lineage: Eukaryota; Metazoa; Cnidaria; Anthozoa; Scleractinia; Poritidae
Source: the annotation of a GenBank genome assembly